Molecule: messenger RNA, 2722 nt
Organism: Pseudovirgaria hyperparasitica
Lineage: Eukaryota; Fungi; Ascomycota; Dothideomycetes; Acrospermales; Acrospermaceae
Exons: 2
Coding region: 1-2655 (884 amino acids)
Biological process (GO): poly(A)+ mRNA export from nucleus; transcription elongation by RNA polymerase II; post-transcriptional tethering of RNA polymerase II gene DNA at nuclear periphery
Cellular component (GO): transcription export complex 2
Molecular function (GO): RNA binding; double-stranded DNA binding
Source: RefSeq, a predicted model, not a curated record
AUGCCUACGAACAAGCGAGGGUAUGUUUAUAAUCAUGGACCAGGCAAAGCGACAGAUUGGUCUGAGUCUUAUGCCGAAAACUGCCUAGCGCGAACUGGAGGAGCUGCCGGACCAAGAGGCCCAAGCUCCAAAACCAGCAAAAGCCGCCGGAGUGAUGCGCAACGACGCGACCACGAAUUGCGCAGCACAAUUAAGAACGCGAAGCGGCGACUGAAAAGCCAAUUGCAUAUACCAUCGACCGGACUGUCUGCCGAACAGUUCAUCGCGACCGUCAAACCCACGGUAUACGACCUUGACAAGCCCCGUCCACUCGUCCCGGAACAGUAUCGCGAUACCUGGUUCAACACAUUCUGGAAUAAUCAGGCACCACAAGGGCAUAUCAAGAGGUCGGGAGUGUACAAGCUAGCAGCCUACUUUUGCGAGUUUGUAUACAAGGAGCUCGAAAAGCAUUGCAAGUGCGGUGAGAUACGGUCAACCUCAGUGGGCAAUUUUGCUGUUGACUGGGCUGGGAAUAUCGAGUUACCAGACUCAGAAUACAGUGACUGUGCGUCGGACUACAGCUACAGUUCUGUCUUGCGACUGGAAACUCCAGAAAUAGAUUUGCCGGACGUGGAGCCCGAAGUGUCGGCUGCAGCAAGCAAUUGUUUCGGAGUUAUUGGCGGCAACCAGGCUUUUCCCAACAUCUGUUCUACGCUACCAGAUUCUUGGUGGUCUUUUCCACCUGACGAGAGUAAUCCAUGGAUAGGUGACCAGACGCAAAAUACAUCAGCUUUAGCGAAUCCUUUCUCCUCUGGGGCUGGUCCCUGGCGUUCUUCCACUUCGUCUUUUGGACUCCCAGCCAUGGAUUCUGGACCCAAAGUCACCGAGUUCCUGAAGGGAGUCAACAACCUCAUUGCUGCCCGAGAUGGAGCACAACUCCAGGCUUGGCUACUCAUUGAACCUCCUUUCGCAAACGACUAUAACCAGAUGAUCGCCGAACUACGGCAAGCAUAUCCACGAACAGAGCCACCUGAUGGCCAAUGGUCGACACUGGAUCCUAAACUGGAGAUGAGAUGCGCUGCGCUGUUGCCAAUAGCUUCGCAGGGGGUUGAUGAUGUAACCUGGGGUGCGUUUACGAAAUUCAUGGCACAAUACCUGGCCUACAUACGAGAUGUGGACGGAAACGAUAUCAAGGGCGCAUACGACUUGCUGAGUGAGCUUGUUGGGAGGACCAACGGUGCCUUGAGCAGUCCUGCAUUUGGUGAAAUCAUCUUACCGACAGCUGUGGGCUACUGCAAGACACUCACGUCGUUUUCGAUACUGCUGGACAAACGGAACGACAUACCGCGCAUGAUUGCUGAAGAUGGAACUUCAGAGUCGCUGCCCGAAAGAGCGGCGAACACAGUACGCGUUAUCUUCACAACCUGCUUGAACGACCGGACACCUGUCAAAGGUGGACGGCCAGAGGGCAAGAAAGCAGCGAUUUAUACCAUCGCUAACACAUGUCUAAAAGUCCUCUUCGCAGCCAAGAAGGUCGGCGCCACCGAGCAAAUCUUCAACAACAUCCAAAACGCCUCUCCUCCACUGUCCCUCUAUCCCGCAGCCGAGCGUGUCACAUAUCUAUACUAUCUCGGUCGUUUCCACUUCUCCACCGGCCACUUCUACCGUGCAUCCCUCGCCCUGCAAUCCGCAUUUGACCAAACGCCAUCAUACUACCCCAGACAACGCCGCGCCAUUCUCAUCCACCUCAUAACAAGCAACAUCACCCUGGGCCGGUUCCCAACUCACGCCUGCUACGCACUCCCUGAAGCCCGAGGCCUACACUCCAAAUUCAGCCCCCUCAUCGACACCAUUCGCAAAGGCCACCUCGAGCGCUUCCGUCGCCUCACCUCGCUCUCCCUCCUCAACGACCCCACGCUCCACCCCUCGCCCCCAGCCCAAUGGCUCUACAGACACGCCCUUCUCCUCCCCCUCCGUCGCACCGCCCUCGUUCUCGUCCACCGCACACUCCUCCGCAAAAUCUUCAUCCUCUUCGGCGACCCAGGCGACCCGACCGCCCAGAAACCCCCGAACCUCGACCUCGCUAUUACAGCCCGCCUCUUCGCCUGGCUCGAAGUCCGCGCCCUCCGCCCCCAGAGCCAGGUACCCCAGGAACCCGCCGGCGUCCGCAACCUAAACCACAUCUUCGGCCCCACCACCGCCCUCCACGGCCCCGAAGACUUUGCCGCCAUCCCAUGGUCCAAAAACCGCUUCGUGCACGCCGACCUACACGACGAAAGCCCCACCACCACCACCACCACCACCACCACCAGCAACAACAACAACAAACCCAACAACACAACCCUCCUCCCGCACAACCGCCCCCCCUUACCCGACGUCCCCGAAAUCGAGGCUCUAGCCGCCAGUCUAAUGCAGCAGGGCCUACUCAACGGCUACAUGUCGCACCGCGGCAAGAAACUAGCCCUGUCUGGUGCUCGACGCGAGGGCGGCGCGCUGAAGAAUGGCUUUCCCCCUGUUUACGCGGCGCUUGUCGCGCGCUGUGAUGCCGAUGUGCCGGGCUGGAAACGCGAUGAGGCUGUUGUUGCUAAUGGCGGUCGUGGUGCUGGUGGUGGCGCGCAGAGGUUUGGACCCGGGAUGGUGGUUAAUUUGUCGGGGGCUAGGCCGGUUGGGUUUUGAGGGGUUGGGUUGGGUUGGGUGGUUUGGGAUUGAGGGGUUGAGGGGUCGAGGGGUUGAUGAGUUGAUG